Molecule: messenger RNA, 14299 nt
Organism: Petromyzon marinus (sea lamprey)
Lineage: Eukaryota; Metazoa; Chordata; Hyperoartia; Petromyzontiformes; Petromyzontidae
Source: RefSeq, a predicted model, not a curated record
GGUGGCCACAGCGACUGGGCGGGGGGGGAGACGCGGGCCUCGUCUCGUUGUCUCCGAGCCCCCGGGCCGCGGUUCUGGCCGUGCGGGGAUCGCGGCCAUGCGAGGAGGCGAGAGCCGGCAUCCUCCAUCCUCGCCUCCAUCCUCGCCUCCUCCAUCUUCCCCUACUCCCACAGCGUCUCCAUCGUCUCGCCGCCCAUCGCCCUCGUGGUGUUCGCGUUUAGCGGGCGCGGGGAGGAGGUGGAGGAGGUGGCCCUGCGCUGCGUGACCACGGCCCCGCACCCCGUCCAGAGCCAUGUUUGCCGCCCUGGAGCAGUCCCCAGUGCUCUACAGCGACUCGAACCUGCUGUGCGCAUCAUGGAAGGGUCGCGUGCCGCACAGCGAGCGAGAGCGGCCCGUGUGCCGGCGCCGAUGCUACCAGGAAGGCUGGCUCGCGCUGGGCAAUGCGCACGGUGUGGUGGGCGUCACCUUCUGCAGCUCUCACUGCCGGCGCGAGCGUCCCACCCCGCAGCGCGUCAACUUCAACCUGCGAGGCCACAACAGCGAGGUUGUGCUUGUGCGCUGGAACGAGCCAUACCAGAAGCUGGCGACAUGCGACGCGGAUGGAGGCAUCUUCGUGUGGAUCCUGUAUGAGGGGCGCUGGUCUGUCGAGCUCGUGAAUGACCGCGGGGCCCAGGUGAGCGACUUCACAUGGAGUCACGACGGCACGCAGGCGCUCAUCUCGUACCGCGACGGCUUCGUGCUCGUGGGCUCCGUGAGCGGCCAGCGCCACUGGUCCUCGGAGAUCAGCCUGGAUGACAGCCACAUCCUGUGCGGGGUGUGGACCCCCGACGACCAACAGGUGCUAUUUGGGACGUCAGACGGGCAGGUGAUUGCCAUGGACUGCCAUGGGCGCAUGUUGGCGCAGGUGGUGCUGCACGAGUUUGACAGCGUUCAGGCACUCACCUGGAACUGCCCGGACUUCCUGGUGGAGGACUCAAGCGAGAGCGAGUCCGACGGGGACGAGGGCACCACGCUCGCUCAGGACGGGCCAUCGGGCGAGUGGAGCGCCCCCCUGCAGGGCCCACGCACACUGCUCACCGUCAUGUUCGGCUCGGGUGACGUGGGCCUCAUGAACAACUAUGACGACAUGACGCCCACACUCGUCAAGACCGCCCUCAAAGACGUGACGGCGCAGUGGAACUCGGCGGGGGACAUCCUGGCCGUGGCCGGGCAGGAGAAGCAGCCCAGCCAGGGGCUCCCCGCCGAGCCGCCGGGGCUCUUCUCGCUCUCACGGAGCCACGCCGUCAAGUUCUACAAUGCGGCUGGGUUCCUCAUCUACACGUUGGACGUGGCCACGCAGCACCCCAUUUCGUCUCUGUGCUGGGGCCACCGCGACACGCGCCUCUUCGUGACGGCGGGGCCGGCGCUGCAGGUGGCGCGCGUGGAGGUGGGCGUCGCCACGCUGCAGCUGCUGUGCCAGCAGGUGCUGGCGGCCGCCCUGCGUGACGAUAAGGCCGUCGCCAAGUUGGCGCUGCCGUCGCGCCUCGCCGGGUACCUGCUCUCCGCCUUCACGCCCACCAUCAAGCCCCCGAUCCCAGACCCCAGCAACCUACGUGACUUUGUGAGCUACCCGCCGGGUGGCAAGGAGCGCCUGCACUGCACGAUCCGCCGUGUGGACGAAGACCCCGAGGGCGGUGGACCCUCCUACGUGCUCUUCCUGGAGCACCUGGGCGGCCUCGUGCCCAUCCUCAAGGGCCGACGCGUCAGCAAGCUGCGGCCCGAGUUUGUCAUACUCGACCCCAAGACCGACGGGCGGCUCGAUGAGGUGGGUGUUUGCGGUGCUGCCUGCUCCGUGUUCGACAGCUGCAACUGCUCGGACGCAAGCGACAUUGAGCUGGGCGAGGAGGCCCUCGCUCGCAAGUCGCCCAAGACCUCGCGGGCGAGCCGCUCACCCCGCCUCCCAAGGAUAAACAUGGAGUCGCGGCGCUCACCUAAGCUGACACGGUGCAGCCAGGAGGGCGCCAAAUCCCCGCGCCUUCCCAUCCGCAAGCCCUCGCUGGGGUCGCCGAGCCUGGGCCGCCGUGAUCUCUACCUGGACGACGGCCUUCAGCACAACUACUUGGCUCAAGUGACGUCCAACAUCUGGGGAACCAAGUUCAAGAUCGUGGGGCUCGCCCCCUUCCUUCCGGCCAACCUGGGCGCCGUGAUCUACAAGACGAGCCUACUACACCUGCAGCCUCGCCAGAUGACCAUCUACCUGCCGGAGGUGCGCAAGCAGACCCAGGGCUAUGUGUCGGUGGCGGCCUUCACGCCGGGGGUCUUUAGCGAUGAUGAGGACGAGGGCGCAGUGGCCGGGGCCUCAGGCCAGCGUGAGCCAAGUCCUCCGUGCUCCAUGAACAUCCCCAUCGCCCCCAUCUUCAGCUCGGCCCAGUCGAUCUCUCCCACGCAGAACAUCGGCUUGGCACAGAGCCUGCUUGCCAAUCAGAAUGUGCAGCUCGACAUCCUGACCAGCCAGAGGCCGGGCCAGCCUGCGGCCUCCAACCACAGUCCACAGCAGCUGGAAGUCCCGACCAAUCAGCGGCUGUCUCAGGUGGCUCAGAAUGUGCAGUACGACGCCCUGGGUGGCCAGAGACUAGCGCAGCAGAAUCUGUCCAAUCAUAAUGCGCAGGUCGAUUACACGCUGGCCAAUCAGAGGGUGGCCCAGGCGGUGCUCGGGGGUCAGUUCCCGCACAUGGACGUGCUGGCCAAUCAGAAGGCGGCGCACGCGCACAUGGUGAACCAGUCGGUGCCGGGAGAGAAGCUCACCAACCAGAGGGCGGUGCAGACAGUUCUGGCCAACCAAAACACCCAGCUGGACAUUCUGGCCAAUCAGAGGGCCGCGGUGCAGGCCCAGUUGGCCAAUCAGAGCGCCCAGCGGGAGAUGCUGGCCAAUCCCCGCACGUCCAUCGGCGGGGCGAGCGGUCACGUGGGGCCACUCGACGUCAUCACCAACCAGGCGGCGGUGGCGGCUGCGGCGGUGGCCUCGGCGUCGGAGCGCGGCGAGGCGGAGCACUACAGCACACUGAAGCGCAACUCCAACCCCGCGCCAGGGCAGGCCAUCUUCGGGGGAGCGGACCACCCCGGCAGGACCAGUGGCUCGGCACCGGCGUAUGCCCAGCAGCCAGCUCCGCCUCCGCAUGUGCAGCACACGCCAUUCCCCAACCAGCAGAUGCUCCACCAGAUGCAGCUCACUGCCCAGGCCAUGCUGCAUAGCCAGCAGACGCAGUUCAACCAGCAGGCGCUCCACUCGCAGGCCGGCCAGCAGACAACGCACAUACAGCAGACGCAGUUCAUCCAGCUGACGGCAUACAGCCAGCAGGCCAUGCAGUCACACGUCCCGGCGGCGGCCUCGGCCUCGGCCCGGGAGAAGGAGACGGCCGCCAAGAGCGAGCUGCUGUCGCGGCAGUACCAGCAGCAGCAGCAGCUGUCAGAUCGCGAUGCGCUGGGCUUCACCAGCGACCACAACGUGGCCGUGGCUCACAUCCGCAAGGGAGGGGAGGCGCUGCGGCUGCCCUCUGCAGCCAGCGCCGCCACCACGUUCACUCCCCAGAGUCUGCAGGAUCAACAGCAGCAGCAGCAACAUGCGCAGCAGCAGCAUGCACAGCAGCAGCAGCAUGCACAGCAGCAGCAUUUACUACAGCACCAACAACAGCACUCACAACAGCAACCACAGCAGCAUCCACCCCAGCAACAGGUGCAGCAGCAGCAGCAGCAGCACCUUGUGCAGCCUCAGCAACAGCAGCAGCAACAACCCCAGCAGCAACAAAUGGCAGGGCUGGCCUGCACGUGCCCUCCGCUUGCCAGCUUGGGCUACGAGCGCAUCACCACGUUCGACAGCAGCGGCAAUGUCCAGGAGGUGUGCCGCCCCCGCGCCUCCACGGGGAGCACUUCUGGAGCGGGGGUCGCGGGGGUGCGCACCAGCCAGAGCAUGUACGGCCUGCGUAGCCCGGGGCCCGCUCCCAGCUCCCCGCAGUCCCCAUUCUCCCCGCAGGCCCCGCAGUCCCCGUUCUCCGCACAGCCGCCCACGCCUCCCUUCUCCUCCUCCCAGGCUCCCGUCUCUCCCUUUGGCCAAACGUCGCAGGCGCCCGCCCAGCCGACGGGGCUGGCGGCGGCGGCGCCAGUGGCGGCGGCGCACCCGAGCGUGGCCACGGCGCCACUGGCGCCGCCGCACCCGCCCGCCGUCGCCAGCUACCAGUCGGCGACGCUUGGCCACCAGCCUUCGGGGGUGUCCUACCAGCACGCCAAUGCCGCCUUCCAAGCCGCCGGCGCCGGAUACCAGGGGGGCAACGUCGCCGCCCUCCAUCAGGCUCAGUUCCACGAUGGCGGCAAGCAGCCGGUGGUGCCGCCACCACAGCAGCAGCCGGGGGUUAGCACGGUGAAAAGAGGGAGUGCGGAACUCGUGAAGUCGGGCAGCGAGAAGCCGGCAAUGGCGCCCGUAGCGUUUAACCUGCAGGGCCAGUCAGCGCAGUACGCGCGGGCCGCCAACCCAGUGCAGAGAGUCGCCUCCAACACGCUGCCCUCGAAAAGCUCGGGGCAGUCGGUGAGGCUGAGCGACGGCCAGAGAGUCACGGCGCAGGCGAAGGCUCCCAACGCGGCCUUCUCCGCAGAGACCUGCCCCUGUCAGCUGAGACCGCAGCAGGGGCAGCACGCUCAGGCCCAGCCGCAGCUGCAGCAGCAGCAGCAACAGAAGGGGGAGGGGUACCAGCAGCAGCAGCAGGCCAGACUGCCGGGAAACGGCGGCCAUCACGGUGCCUAUGUGGGGCAAAGUGCCGGUGCCACGGCUACCAAAACGAUGGAGCACUCGAGCACACGGCAAAUCCAGCAACAGAUUCAGCAGCACCAGAUUCACCAGCAGCAAAUACAAGCGCUGCAGCAGCAUAUCCAUCAGCAGCAGCAGCUGCAGCAGCUGCAUCAGCAGCAGCUGAAACAACAACAGCAGCAGCAUAUGCAUCAGCAGCAACAGCAACAGAUGCAGCAACAGCAAUUGCAACCGCAGCAGCAUCAGCUGAUGCAGCAAAUACAACAACAGAUUCAGCAACAACAGCAGACGCAGCAACAGCAGAUUCAACAACAGCAGACACAGCCACCACAAAUACAGCAGCAGCAACAACAGCCGCAGCAGCAGAAGCAGAGCACUGUGAUCGUGCACUCUGUGAGCAUCUCGCCACUGAGCUCACAGUCCUCGUACAGCUUGCUGAGCCCGGCCGACCCCUGCCGCGACCAGACCGAGUACGUGAACGGGGCGUUCUCUGAGGAUGACGCAUCUGAAAAAUCCUUUAAGAAAGAAAAUGCGGCCGCAGCAGCAACAGCAGUGGUGGCCAAAGCGGACCCGGGCCAUCACAAAGAGGCCGGCAAAGAAGGGAGUGUGGAGGCCAAGAAGCCGGCGGAGUGCCAGACGGAUGGACCAUCCGUGCCGAUCACCAGUUCCCCCAAACCAUCGGAGGGUCGCAGGGCCUCGUCGGGAGAGAUGCCUGCGGCCGCGCCCACCAAAGUUGCUCAGAGCUAUCGCGGAGCCACGAGAGAGAUGGGCACGGACACGCUGAAGAGAGAGGUCUCCAGCGUUCCGGCCUUACCGAAGUCCGCGCAAAUUCCCGGCCGAGACGGCGGCUCCGCGGUGAGCAAGCCCGCUCAGUGCUAUAGGGACGUGCAGACGCUGAACCCAUCGCGAGACCAGUGGCUGCAGCAGGGCGGCAGGGCCAAGUCUGUAGCCGGGCACUAUGGAACUAUGAUUCCGACGUCACACCAAGCGCAGGCCAAGCACGCCGGAAACUUUCUCCCGGCAGCGGUAGCUGCCGCAGCACAACGAUCCCAGAACAGCCCUCGCGGUGCGCUCAGCGGUGGCAAUGCCCAAUAUUAUGCCACCAUGAGACCCACCAACAUGGCCCGAUACCAGCACAACUACAGUGGUAGCGGCGGUGCCGCCACGCGCCACGCCGCCGUGCCCGUGGCCUACACCGGCAGAGACGCCAGCGGGCUGCCGGUGCAGUACGGUGAUGGCGUGACGGUGCCGCGGCAGGCGCUCGCCAUGAACUACCCGCCCACUGCCGCCGCGGCCGUAUGCCUCCCGGCGGCCGGCCACUACGCCACACUGCCUCGGCCCAACAUCUUGGUGACCGGAGAGCCACGGGCGAGCGUGAGCGUGCAGCCGUCAUACACGGACCUGGCGCAGCGUUACGCCACCAUUGCCCGGGCAGCGCAUGCCGGAGAGCGGGGACAGCCGGCGCCGCAUCAGCAGCAUCAUCCCCAUCAGCAGCAGCAUCAGCAGCAGCAGCAUCACCAAGGUUCUGCAGGGGCUGAUGCCGCGGCCGGCGGCACCAUCAUGGGCCUGGCAGGGGCCGAGGCCGUGUGCGGUGGGGCGCGGGUUCCCGACCCCAGCUACGGGGAGAUGAUGCCAGCGGAUUGUGCCAGCUCCUGCCGGGUUGACAAGCCAGGCGCACGCAAGGACACACGUCUGCUUACUGACCUCAACUCACUGCUCGCGAGUCCCAAGGCCGGCCGUGGGGACAAGAAGAAGGGUGGCGGAGGCAGCAGCAAGGGCCCGCUAGGCCGGGAGCCGCUGGCUGGCGCCGUCGCCAAGGCCCCGUCCAGCAAGAAGAUGCUGUCAAAGGGCGGCGGCGGUGGCAGCGGUGGCGGGGGCAGUGGCAGCCUGAGCGGGGGCGGCGGGGAGUUCCAGGACAGCUCGGAGAGCGAGCACGAGGUGGUGGUGAGCGGGGACGAGUUCACCUCGAGCCAGGGCCCCGCAUUCCGCAAGGGCUGGAAGGGCAAGCGGGGGGCACGGGGAGCGGGUGGCAUGGAGGCAGACGAGGCCAAAGGCCGGCGCAGCGACAGGGAGGACGGGGGCCGCCCGGCAGGAAGCGGCAGCGGGGCCGGGGUUGGCGGCGGAAGCGGCGGCGGUGGCGGCGGCGGUGGCACGCAGGGCUUCGUCUACGUCAUGGCCAACAAGCAGCCGCUGUGGAACGAGGCCACGCAGGUCUACCAGCUCGACUUCGGGGGCCGCGUCACCCAGGAGUCGGCCAAGAACUUCCAGAUCGAGCUCGACGGGAAACUGGUGAUGCAGUUCGGCAGGAUCGACGGGAACGCCUACAUCCUCGACUUCCAGUCCCCGUUCUCGGCCGUGCAGGCCUUUGCCGUGGCUCUGGCCAACGUCACCCAGCGCCUGAAGUGACCUCGAGCCUCCGCCGACACCGCGCUCUGACGGCCAUGACACCGAGCUGAGAACCCAAGGGAUGCGCGUGCAAAAGACUCUACGCUGCUGUUUAGCUCGAAGCCCGACCUGAAAGUUUGGAAGCAGCCAUGACGUUUGGAAAUCUGAGCAUUGGUCCGAUGGCCCAGGCUUUGUUAAAAAAUUUUAAGCAGAGCGCUCCUGCCGUGAACCGCGGAAGCCUUUGCGAUCGGCGAUCGGUGGUUGUUAUGUGGCGUUCAGACAGCGGAGCCGACUAGGCCCCCCCCGGGAUGAACAAGUCCGUAAAAAAAAAGUGUUUAUCUUGCUUACAUUUCCUCGGUGCUUAACGUGCUCCAAGCCGCGCGACCCCUCAGCGGGGGGGCCUAGCCGCACCGUGCGGCGAGAUGUAGCGUGUAGUUUGUUGCCGCAUGUCUCAUGUCGUCUCUUUAAUGAAAAUGUUAAAGUAUUUACAAGCAAACUGAGCGUCUCUCCACCGCCCUCUCGCCAAAUGGAGCCUGGCAGAGGCGGCCGUAAGGGACGAAGUUGUUGCAUUCGGUCGGUCAAGGCGCCUGCCGGGGCGGCGAGGGGGGUGAGACGUGGGAUCUGUUCCGUCGCCGAGCGGGGACCAAUCGCCGGGGCCCGGGUGGUGUGGCAACGUGGACGGGUGGCUCAUGCGAGGACGCCGUGCGUGGUGCGCAUGUCUCAUCCAAUCCGCGCCCUCCACAGCCGCGAACGUCGCACUCAGCUGGCGAGUCGAUUUCGGAGCUACUUCUGCAGUCGCGUACGGUCCUCAGCUUCUGCGGCAGAUCGUUUGUUUCCCCUGUGGCGCGUGCGAGUGUUGUGCUCGCGGGCUGCGUCCGCCUGCAGAGGAGCCCCGUUGUACGUCUCCAGGCACCCGACACGGUUGGUGAAUAAUGUUAAGGCGUCGUCGCUUUGCUCUCGCCAACAAUAUUAAGUAUUAUAUAUUCACAAGUGAAUGGCCAAGAGAACGAUGGCAGAGGGCGCAGUAUUCUAAAAUUUGGCACAGCACUGUGAGCACAUGUCGAGGCGUGGGUAGAUGGUGGAGAUGGAGACGGAAGGGUGUGGAUGUAGUCGUGGAUGUAGUCGUGGGAGAGAGGUUUAGCCUGAACUGCAACAGGGCGUUCAAACUAACGUGCGCGCUACCAAUGCGAUCACCAAAUGCUUAAAGGAAAAAACGAUGUCGCUGUAGACCCUAGGUGUGCGUCCAUUGUGUUCGUCCUUGCCAAAAGCCAGCAAGCCGCCAUGUUCCCAGCGUUCAUGAGCGGCAGUGGCAUCGUUAUACACAGCUCGAUGCCCGGCGGUAUCGCCACACGGGGCUCCAUGUCCAAGGUGCUUGCCUACGCGUGUUUCCUAUGGCGACUCCUAGCCAUGACCUCUAGCCGCCACCAUUAGCCGUGACCCCUAGCAGCGACCCCUAACUGCGACCCUUAGCCAUGACCACGUCCAUGGGAGUGGGAAUGCAAACGCCGACCCCUGACCAGGCAGGCACGGCAGUAGAGCUGGCCCCUGGAUUAACCAGGAGGCCUCUGUGCAAGCAUAGCGUCGGUCAUUCUUGGACAGGUCAGCCAGCGAUGUUUCUGCCCAGCUGCGCGGUAACAAUUAGAAUGCAAAAUCGGCUGAAGCACGACUUCGACCAAGAGCUCGUGGACGUGCGCAGUAUAACGCGGCACGUACCGCCAUGAGGAGGGCAUUCGUUGAGUACAGGCGCGGGGCGUCGGCGGCAGGUGCAGCCUUGUUGUGAUGAUGCGCUGUGUGGGACAUGGCCACGCAAGCCUGCUCAGUUCUGCAUCUCAUUCGAAGACACGGGUCCCGGACGGCCGCGGCGAGCAGGCAAGUGUGCGUGCAUUAUCAGUGCUGUGGAAAAACGGCAGCUUCGGCGGGGCCGAUGAUGGGAGCCGACCCCGUUGCUCGACUUGAAGUUGGCCCAGUCGCUUAAUUCAUUGCCAGACCUCGAGCUGUUGAACGGUGUUUGCGGACGUGAGCCUCUCGCGUUCCAGCAGUGGAUUGUUUCCAGUAUUCUGAACCUGCCUUCAUCGCGAACCACCCUCGCGGGGAUCGAUUUGUGUGAUGUUGACCGCUCGUGCGCGUCGGCCUCACCCGCCGCGUCAACCGCGCGUGGAGGCGCGCGCACUCCCAGCAACGGCGCGGUGGACCGCGUCGCACCUUGUGGAGCUUUCCGCAAGUCUCCUUCAGGCCAUAGCCACUAGGCCAGCAUGCGUUUCUAAUUCAAGCACGCGUCCCUCGGUAGGCCUGCUCUUUAGCUCAACGUCACAUUGUGCAGCCACCGCGGGAGUCAGCUGGCAGAUGCGGCGCUGUCCCCCGCACGCGAGCAUCGCGGACUGCCCUGGCUGCCUCGAGCCGUGGCCGGGAGCUUGGCGCUGCCCGUGCGUCGCGGCGCAACGCGGAGGCCCCGACGCGUUGCCGCGGCCUGGCGCAGCAAUCGCGAAGGAGGAGGACGGGGGGACGGCUCUCUUUGGUCCGCUGGCCGAGCGAGCUGAUCGCCGCGAGUGGGAAAAAUCGACUCCUGAGAAGCUCACGCUGCGUUUGGGCUCCAUUCUGGCCAAUGGGAGGGUGCUGUGAGACUCUUGCGUCUGCCACCGUUCGAGUACCGUGGCAGCUCCGUUGACGCCCUUCUGUCCGGACGCAGUCGCUCACGCCGCGAUUUCCCCACUGGCUCUCACCCAUGUUCCUCACGCCGCAUGCCAAUCCGAUCGCUGUCUCUUACCUGCCGUUGACUGCCAAUCUUGUUGUUGAGCUCGUUUGGUCUUUGUACCUUGAGAGAAUGGUAAAGUAUUAUGAUAAUGAUUAGUGUCAUCGUAAUGGCCUGAACACCGUAGUGAAAUGGUGGAAUGGUCUGUGACGCCGGUACAAAAUGAUAAUGGUGUCGCAGUUGUAGGCCAGUUUCCAUAUGGGUUGGCACCGUGUGUGUGUUAGUACGACUGUGUGUGUGUGUUAGUACGACUGUGUGUGUAUUAGUACGACUGUGUGUGUUAGUACGACUCGUGUGCGUGUGUUAGUACGACGUGUGCGUGUGUUAGUACGACUCGUGUGUGUUAGUACCACUUUGUGUGUUUUAGUAUUACUCUGUUAGUACCACUCUGUGUGUGUUAGUACGACUCGUGUGUGUGUGUUAGUACGACUCGUGUGUGUGUGUGAGUACCACUCUGUGUGUGUUAGUACCACUCUGUGUGUAUGUGUUAUUACCACUCUCUGUGUGUAGGUUGGCACCUCGUGUAUAUAUUUAUAUGUUUAGGGUUGGCAUCGAACAUGAGGCUUCAUCCUGCCGAGCCAUGACACCGUCAUGUCGCAUGCUGAGUGAUAGCUGCAUGCUUUUUAAAGUGAUAUGGGCUCCGUAGGUAAUGUGUUACACGCGUGUCCCCGUGUCGUGUUACACGCGUGUUCCCCGUAGCGUUGCGUGUUGCAGUAUUUCUGGCUUGAGGUUGGCUGUCGCCCUGCGUAGCUGCCCAGUCCAGCCCGUUCCACUGAAGCGCGCCGUGGGGCCUGCCUGGUUCUACUCGUCCUACGUUCUAGUUUACAGACACGACCCCCACUUAUGCGGGUGUCGACUCUGUGUGUGCUCACCCGUGCGUUAUUUAUUAUAACUUCUGUAUACUGUAUCGUGUACUGUAUUGUAAUACGCGUGCGUCCAUGCGCGUGUCUGUACGGCCGUUAGAACAACGUCGCUUGCCUCGAGGGGCUACUACCGCGCUGCACGAGUAUCGGAACAAAUCCACCGCGAUAUUCCGCUUGAAUUGAGUGCAAUAAGUGAAGCCAGUGGCACGGCGGGCGGCGUCGUAACACAGAGUUGGCGGACAAGGAAGGCUCAGUAAUCUGGUGUUCACUCCCGACAGUAAUCUGGUGUUCACUCCGACAGUAAUCUGGUGUUCACUCCCGACAGUAAUCUGGUGUUCACUCCGACAGUAAUCUGGUGUUCACUCGACAGUAAUCUGGUGUUCACUCCGACAGUAAUCUGGUGUUCACUCGACAGGAAUCUGGUGUUCAUUCCGACAGUAAUCUGGUGUUCACUCAGACAGUAAUCUGGUGUUCACUCCGACAGUAAUUAGGUGUUCACUCGACAGUAAUCUGGUGUUUACUCCCGACAGUAAUCUGGUGUUUACUCCGACAGUAAUCUGGUGUUUACUCCCGACAGUAAUCUGGUGUUCACUCCGACAGUAAUCUGGUGUUUACUCCCGACAGUAAUAUGGUGUUCACUCAGACAGUAAUCUGGUGUUCACUCCGACAGUAAUUAGGUGUUCACUCGACAGUAAUCUGGUGUUUACUCCCGACAGUAAUCUGGUGUUCACUCCGACAGUAAUCUGGUGUUCACUCCCGACAGUAAUCUGGUGUUCACUCGACAGUAAUCUGGUGUUCACUCCGACAGUAAUCUGGUGUUCACUCGACAGUAAUCUGGUGUUUACUCCCAACAGUAAUCUGGUGUUUACUCCCGACAGUAAUCUGGUGUUUACUCCGACAGUAAUCUGGUGUUCACUCCGACAGUAAUCUGGUGUUCACUCCGACAGUAAUCUGGUGUUCACUCUGACAGUACUCUGGUGUUUACUCCGACAGUAAUCUGGUGUUUACUCCCGACAGUAAUCUGGUGUUCACUCCGACAGUAAUCUGGUGUUUACUCCCGACAGUAAUCUGGUGUUUACUCCGACAGUAAUCUGGUGUUCACUCCGACAGUAAUCUGGUGUUCACUCCGACAGUAAUCUGGUGUUCACUCCGACAGUAAUCUGGUGUUCACUCGACAGUAAUCUGGUGUUCACUCGACAGUAAUCUGGUGUUUAGUCCAGACAGUAAUCUGGUGUUCACUCCGACAGUAAUCUGGUGUUUACUCCCGACAGUAAUCUGGUGUUCACUCCGACAGUAAUCUGGUGUUUACUCCGACAGUAAUCUGGUGUUCACUCCGACAGUAAUCUGGUGUUCACUCCGACAGUAAUCUGGUGUUUACUCCCGACAGUAAUAUGGUGUUCACUCCGACAGUAAUCAGGUGUUCACUCCGACAGUAAUCUGGUGUUCACUCCGACAGUAAUCUGGUGUUCACUCGAAAGUAAUCUGGUCUUCACUCCGACAGUAAUCUGGUGUUCACUCCGACAGUAAUCUGGUGUUCACUCCGACAGUAAUCUGGUGUUUACUCCCGACAGUAAUCUGGUGUUCACUCCGACAGUAAUCUGGUGUUCACUCCGACAGUAAUCUGGUGUUUACUCCGACAGUCAUCUGGUGUUCACUCGACAGUAAUCUGGUGUUUACUCGACAGUAAUCUGGUGUUCACUCCGACAGUAAUCUGGUGUUCACUCCCGACAGUAAUCUGGUGUUUACUCCCGACAGUAAUCUGGUGUUCACUCGACAGUAAUCUGGUGUUUACUCGACAGUAAUCUGGUGUUCACUCCGACAGUAAUCUGGUGUUCACUCUCGACAGUAAUCUGGUGUUUACUCCCGACAGUAAUCUGGUGUUUACUCCCGACAGUAAUCUGGUGUUCACUCCAACAGUAAUCUGGUGUUUACUCCGACAGUAAUCUGGUGUUUACUCCGACAGUAAUCUGGUGUUCACUCUGACAGUAAUCUGGUGUUUACUCCCGACAGUAAUCUGGUGUUCACUCCGACAGUAAUCUGGUGUUCACUCCGACAGUAAUCUGGUGUUCACUCGACAGUAAUCUGGUGUUUACUCCGACAGUAAUCUGGUGUUCACUCUGACAGUAAUCUGCUGUUCACUCGACAGUAAUCUGGUGUUCACUCCCGACAGUAAUCUGGUGUUCACUCGACAGUAAUCUGGUGUUCACUCGACAGUAAUCUGGUGUUUACUCCGACAGUAAUCUGGUGUUCACUCGACAGUAAUCUGGUGUUCACUCCGACAGUAAUCUGGUGUUCACUCGACAGUAAUCUGGUGUUCACUUGACAGUAAUCUGGUGUUUACUCCCGACAGUAAUCUGGUGUUUACUCCGACAGUAAUCUGGUGUUCACUCGACAGUAAUCUGGUGUUCACUCCGACAGUAAUCUGGUGUUCACUCGACAGUAAUCUGGUGUUCACUCGACAGUAAUCUGGUGUUCACUCGACAGUAAUCUGGUGUUUACUCUCGACAGUAAUCUGGUGUUCACUCCGACAGUAAUCUGGUGUUCACUCCGACAGUAAUCUGGUGUUCAGUCCGACGAGGCUGAAAUUCAUCCUUCGGCUGAUGAUGGCGCCUGGCUGCCUGCCCCGGCCACGUGCAGUGUUUGCCAUUUCUGAUGCUUGCUAUCGAUGGGGACGAUCCCUGUCCUGCAGGACUCCGUUCAAACACGAUCGGCCCAUUGCGAUUAAACUUCCUAUCUUUAAAGGGGGCAGUCCUUGGCAAAUCAGAGUUAACUUCGGACCUCCCCAUUUCACCCAGACCCCUCUGCUGCUCCCGAUGGGGUUCUCUGCUGUGCCACUGGCUGUGUUGGGGGGGGGGGGCGAUGCACUGAAAUGUGGCGUGCUGAAGAGCGCCACGCACGACGAAGCGGCUCAAAUUUUUCGACGUUCAUUCAAACUGUGGUCGAGGCCAUGGAAGUCGUGGCUGAUGUCCCUCAAAAGCAUUCCCAGGGAUUGUGGGGAAUCCGUAUCACGUGGUAAGUUACGCGCGGUGCUCGACACCUACUCCCUUGCGAGCAGAAAUAAACACUGUCCCUUUACAUUUUCACGCAUGCACAGUCCCUGAGUGUGACUCCAUGUGGUGUCCCCUUGGUGACUUUGUGGUGAGGGUGCACGCCCCCGCCCAGUCACCCACGUUGUUUGGCCCGCAUUGCCCUGGGGGCAGGGGGGGGGUCCGGCCGCUUGCCUCGGAGGCGCCACGAGCACCCCAAGGGUGCUGUUCCUGCCGCAGUGGCGGACAGCGUUAGACGUAGACUGACCGUGUCGUGUGUGUGCGUCGUGUGUCACGCUCGUUCGCUUACUACCCAGCCCGGAAACCCGAAGGGAAGCGCCUUGCCCCGCGCUGUUAGUCGGUGUCCCCCGUGGGUUCGUGUCCCGUGGCCGUCUCGAUGGGGGCUGCGCCCGCGUGCGUUUGUGUGCCCAGUGAGUAGCGCGUGGUUCCAGUCGCUGAAAUAAUAAAAUAAAAAAGCCUCAAUGUUUCAUCAACUCGU